ACUUCCCUACCCUCUCCUAUGCACAACCAUCUCUCUCUCAUCCUGCCUUACUCAACACUGCACAUUUUUCUCCAUUUGCAUAUUUCCUCUAUUGCCCGUACCCCAACCCUUUUGAUCCCUCAGGAUCUUGAGUUAUGGAUCUCUAAUUUUGGAGAGGCAGGUUUCAUUGUCGUGACUCUGGGAUCAAUGGUCUCUUCAGUCUCUGUGGACCCUCUGCUUGUAGAGCUGGUGGCUGGCUUCUCCAGGAUCCCUCAGGGGGUGCUCUGGAGGUAUGACCACAAGCGAUGGCCAUCAAACCUGGACAGACCUCCCAAUCUCAGGCUAGUGGACUGGCUGCCUCUUAAUGACCUGCUGGGACACAAAAAAGCACGUCUCUUUAUCACCCAUGGUGGACAAAACAGCUUGUUCCAGGCAGUGUACCAUGCUGUUCCUGUGCUGGGAAUCCCCCUGUUUGGAGACCAGUUUGAUAAUGUUGUGAGGGCCGAAACAAAGGGACUUGGCCUCACCAUUAACCCCACACAAAUCACCAGGGAACUGCUCAGCUCCACCAUUCAAACACUUAUACAGGACAUCAGGUUUAAGUCUUCAGCUUUGUCCCUUAGCAGGAUCCACAAAUCCCAUCCUGUCCCUCCAGCCCUUCGACUCAUUCAGUGGGUGGAGCACAUCCUGCACAGUGAAGGUGGAAGUCAUUUAAGGCCCGCUUCUCUGACGCAACCAUGGUACCAGAGAUACCUGUUGGACUUGGUGCUUCUCCUCUCUCUGGGCCUUCUUGGACCUGUAGUCCUCUGCUGGACUUUCUGUAGGAACAAGAAUAGCAGGGACAAACACAAAAAAAUACAAUAGCAGUACUAAGUGUUUCCUCAAGGGUACUUCAGACUUAUACCUCAGUUCUGUGUUGCUUGUUUAUCUUGGACUUGAAUGAUGUACCCGUAUGAGAAAAUAUAAUGAUGUACCCAGAAUAUUCAGUUUGAUUAUCAAAAGGGAAGCUGUAAAGUACUGCAAAGUGGUUUCAAUAUUAGUGUGCAAAGAAAUGGAUUUAAAAAAAGAAAAUGCUAUUAAUACUGUUGCAUAAUUUUGUUUUCAUUUUGUAUACUGAAAAGAGUUUCAUUUUCGUUAUUACCACUUUCCCUUCAGUGAAAUAGCCAUAAUGCUUAGUGUCCUGCCCUCUCCCCUCCCAGCGCCGUCAUGUCUACAGACGACUCAUUUGGACUGCAGCGCCACAUUGUCCAACACCUCUGUGCUGCUUUGACCUGGCUGUGUUGCAAGCAGGGGUGGCAACAGUACGCAUGCAAACACACACAUACACUAUAACUAAGCAAUGCUUUUGUGCUUUUGUAUUGCAUGUUUCCAAAUUGCAGCAAGCCAUGUUAGAGGAAGAUGGUUUGUGUUGUUUGUUUGUCCAGUUCAGGUACAAAGUAGACAAAGUAUGUUGAUAGUCAUUGAAUAUAUCUGAAUCAUAAAAAGAAAAAAUGC
Messenger RNA from Perca flavescens (yellow perch), 1473 nucleotides. Its product is annotated as UDP-glucuronosyltransferase 3A1. Gene Ontology annotation, molecular function: glucuronosyltransferase activity. NCBI's taxonomy places the organism in Eukaryota, Metazoa, Chordata, Actinopteri, Perciformes, Percidae. Gene Ontology annotation, cellular component: UDP-N-acetylglucosamine transferase complex. The record is from RefSeq and is a predicted model, not a curated record. Bases 19 to 843 code for a protein of 274 amino acids. The transcript has 4 exons.